AUAGUGUUUUGAAGUGACAUAAAAGCCAAGCAAUCAGUGAUUCAUUCAUUUGAGUCAACAAUUGAGUUGUGAAUACAUUUGUCACUCAUUUGUUGUUUAGUAUUAUCGACACAAACACUGAUUUAGUGGUCAAUCAGUCCAUAAGAGUCAUACAAAUGGAGAAGCAUUUAUUUAAUCUGAAAUUCGCGGCCAAAGAGUUGGACCGGAAUUCGCGUAAAUCGGAAAAGGAUGAGAAGACGGAGAAACUGAAGUGCAAGAAAGCCAUUCAGAAGGGCAACAUAGAAGGCGCGCGAAUCCACGCCGAGAACGCCAUCCGCCAGAAGAAUCAGGCACUCAAUUAUCUCCGGAUGUCCGCCCGUAUAGACGCCGUCGCCUCACGAGUACAGACCGCCAUCACCACCAAACGGGUCACGCAAUCGCUGGGCGGUGUGGUUAAGGCCAUGGACUCUGCCAUGAAGUCCAUGAACUUGGAGAAGAUAUCGCAGAUAAUGGAUAAGUUUGAGAAGCAGUUCGAGGACCUGGAUGUCCAGACGCAGACCAUGGAGAGCGCCAUGUCGUCCACCACUACCAUCACUGCCCCCGAGAAUCAAGUGGACUCUCUUAUGCAACAGGUGGCCGACGAGGCCGGUCUUGAGCUGAAUAUGGAGUUACCGGCGGGUGAGACGGGUUCAGUGGGAACGGCUACCGCCGCCUCCACAGAACAGGACGAUCUCUCCAAACGGUUGGCCCAAUUGAGACAAAUGUGAAGUACUGCUUAAACUAAUUGAUAGCCAUUUGUACUUCUUUUUCCACAAACAACUAAUGUAUUAUAAAAUUUAUUUAAUUUCCUAUUCAAUGAUUAAUUGAUACAAACAUUUAAGUUCUUUUCAAAACAACACUUAAAGUUAUUUUUAUUCACAUUUUUAAUAAACAUUACCGUAUAAAUUUAUAUUUAAAUUAUAAAUAAUUGCAA
Messenger RNA from Oppiella nova, 952 nucleotides. The record is from the annotation of a GenBank genome assembly. NCBI's taxonomy places the organism in Eukaryota, Metazoa, Arthropoda, Arachnida, Sarcoptiformes, Oppiidae.